AUGAAACGUGAUAGAACCGAAUUGGAAGCUGAUCAGGCUCCUGAAAAAAUCGAAGAGGACUCUUCGUCGUCCUCUUCACCAGUUACCUUCCAAGAUUUGAAUUUAUCUUCGCAAACAUUGAAAGCUAUAGAAAAGAUGGGAUUCACGAAGUUAACUCCUGUCCAAGCGCGCACUGUUCCUCCUCUGUUGGCCGGUAGAGAUGUUCUUGGUGCAGCAAAGACAGGUUCCGGUAAAACUCUAGCUUUUCUUCUACCUGCCAUUGAGAUCCUACAUUCUUUAAAAUUUAAACCAAGAAACGGUACCGGUAUCAUUAUUAUCACUCCUACUCGUGAACUAGCCCUUCAAAUCUUCGGUGUCGCCCGUGAAUUGAUGGAAUUCCAUUCUCAAACCCUUGGAAUCGUCAUGGGUGGUGCUAACCGUAGACAGGAGGCUGAGAAGUUGAGUAAAGGUGUUAACUUAUUGAUUGCUACCCCUGGUAGACUUUUGGAUCAUUUACAGAACACAAAGGGGUUUGUCUUCAAAAAUUUGAAGGCUUUGAUCAUCGAUGAGGCUGAUCGUAUCCUGGAAAUCGGGUUCGAAGACGAAAUGAGACAAAUUGUUAAGAUCUUACCAAGUGAAAAUAGACAAACCAUGUUGUUUUCUGCCACUCAAACCACCAAAGUCGAUGAUUUAGCCAGGGUCUCUUUGAAAAAGGGCCCACUUUUCAUUAAUGUCGUGCCAGAGAACGAUCAUUCCACUGCUGAUGGGCUGGAACAAGGUUAUGUGGUAUGUGAAAGUGAUAAACGGUUUCUUUUACUAUUCUCGUUUUUGAAAAGAAACCAGAAAAAGAAAAUCAUCGUCUUUUUAUCAUCUUGUAAUUCAGUUAAAUAUUAUGCUGAAUUAUUAAACUAUAUCGAUUUACCUGUAUUGGAAUUGCAUGGUAAACAAAAACAACAGAAACGUACAAACACCUUCUUCGAAUUCUGUAACGCGGAACGUGGGAUCUUAAUCUGUACAGAUGUGGCUGCUAGAGGGUUAGACAUUCCUGCUGUGGACUGGAUCAUCCAAUUCGAUCCACCUGAUGAUCCAAGAGAUUAUAUCCAUAGAGUUGGUAGAACUGCAAGAGGUACAAAGGGGAAAGGUAAAUCCUUAAUGUUUUUGACACCAAACGAACUAGGCUUUUUACGUUAUCUAAAAGCUGCAAAAGUGCCUCUAAAUGAAUACGAAUUUCCAGAAAAUAAAAUAGCUAACGUUCAAUCACAAUUAGAGAAACUAAUUAAGUCAAAUUAUUUCCUGCACCAAAUCGCUAAGGAUGGUUAUAGGUCGUAUUUACAGGCUUAUGCAUCUCAUGGUCUGAAAACAGUUUAUCAAAUCGAUAAAUUAGAUUUAGUGAAAGUGGCUAAAUCAUACGGGUUCUCUGUACCUCCAAAGGUAAAUAUUACCAUUGGAUCUUCUGGUAAGGCACCAAACAAGAAAAGAAAGACCCAUAAAUGA
This is a messenger RNA of Arxiozyma heterogenica, 1473 nucleotides long. RefSeq names its product ATP-dependent RNA helicase HAS1 (gene HAS1). Gene Ontology annotation, molecular function: nucleic acid binding; RNA helicase activity; ATP binding. The transcript has a single exon. Bases 1 to 1473 code for a protein of 490 amino acids. The record is from RefSeq and is a predicted model, not a curated record. NCBI's taxonomy places the organism in Eukaryota, Fungi, Ascomycota, Saccharomycetes, Saccharomycetales, Saccharomycetaceae. Gene Ontology annotation, biological process: maturation of LSU-rRNA from tricistronic rRNA transcript (SSU-rRNA, 5.8S rRNA, LSU-rRNA). Gene Ontology annotation, cellular component: nucleolus.